UUUUUGCGAAGAAAAGUAAAAAGCUUUCUAAUUGCCAAACCCAAACCCAAACCCAUUCUUCCUUUCUCUUUCUCUUACCUUUCCUUUCUGCAUUCAUUCAAAAGCCUCUUUUGACCACCACGACGACCACCACCACCGCCACCGUCGUCACCACCACCACCCAUUAUCCAUCCAUCAAUGAAGGUUAACACGUUAAAAAUCCAAUCUUUCUUUUGAUCCAACAUACCCAUCACCAUUUCUCCGUCUUCACCAUCAUGGGUAUCUGCUUUUCAUCCACCAAGGUCAGUGGCUCCAACAGCAACAACAACCACCAUGGAAACGGAAACUCCGCGACCACCGUAAACCGGAACCGGAAACGGAAUACAAUUACUCAAGCAACGGUGACCAACCCGGCGGCGGCCACCACCACAGUGGCGAGCGUCCACAACGGUCAGCGGAGGAAGGACGAUGAAAAGAAGAAUAGUCAUCAUCAUCAUCAUUCGCAGAAGCCGAAGGAGAAGCCGAAGACGACGACGUUGACGACGAGAAAGAACGUGCCGUGCGGAAAGCGAACAGAUUUCGGUUACGAGAAGAAUUUCGACAAGAGAUUCACGCUGGGGAAGCUUUUGGGUCAUGGACAAUUCGGUUACACCUAUGUCGGUAUUGAUAAGGCCAAUGGGGAUCGUGUUGCCGUCAAGAGGCUCGAGAAGGCCAAGAUGGUUCUACCCAUAGCUGUUGAGGAUGUUAAGCGAGAGGUCAAGAUAUUGAAAGAACUUACUGGCCAUGAAAACGUUGUCCAAUUCUAUAAUGCUUUUGAGGAUGAUUCAUACGUGUACAUAGUUAUGGAGUUAUGCGAGGGUGGAGAACUGCUAGAUCGGAUAUUGGCCAAGAAGGACAGCCAUUACACUGAAAAAGAUGCAGCAGUGAUUGUAAGACAGAUGCUUAAGGUUGCAGCUGAGUGUCAUUUACACGGUUUGGUUCAUCGGGAUAUGAAACCAGAGAAUUUUCUUUUCAAGUCUACCAAAGAAGAUUCACCUCUAAAGGCCACAGAUUUUGGGUUGUCCGAUUUCAUAAAACCUGGUAAGAGGUUUCAAGAUAUUGUGGGCAGUGCUUACUAUGUUGCACCAGAAGUGCUAAAAAGAAAGUCGGGCCCUGAAUCAGAUGUAUGGAGUAUUGGUGUGAUUACAUACAUUUUGCUUUGUGGUAGACGCCCAUUUUGGGAUAAGACUGAGGAUGGUAUCUUCAAGGAGGUCUUACGGAACAAGCCUGAUUUCCGCCGCAAACCAUGGCCAUCCAUAAGCAGUGCUGCUAAAGAUUUCGUGAAGAAAUUAUUGGUAAAGGAUCCUCGAGCAAGAUUAACUGCUGCCCAGGCUCUAUCACAUCCAUGGGUUAAAGAAGGAGGAGAGGCAUUGGAGAUGCCUAUUGAUAUAUCUGUCCUAAACAACAUGCGACAAUUUGUGAAGUAUAGUCGAUUGAAACAAUUUGCACUAAGGGCAUUGGCUAGCACACUUGAUGAAGAAGAGAUAUCUGAUCUAAAAGAUCAGUUUGAUGCAAUAGAUGUUGACAAAAAUGGUUCCAUUAGCUUAGAAGAGAUGAGACAGGCUCUUGCUAAAGAUCUCCCUUGGAAGUUGAAGGAAUCACGUGUAUUAGAGAUAUUGCAAGCGAUAGAUAGCAACACAGAUGGGUUAGUCGAUUUCACUGAAUUUGUGGCGGCUGCAUUACAUGUACAUCAAUUGGAGGAACACAACUCUGAGAAAUGGCAUCAACGGUCACGAGCUGCCUUUGAGAAAUUCGACAUAGAUAAGGAUGGAUAUAUUACUCCAGAUGAACUUAGAAUGCAUACCGGCUUGAGGGGCUCCAUUGAUCCGUUGCUUGAGGAAGCUGAUAUUGACAAGGAUGGGAAAAUCAGCCUAUCGGAAUUCCGAAGACUUCUCAGAACUGCAAGCAUUAGUUCUCAACAAGUGACCAUCCCCCAUCGGCGCAAGCUGUAGAUUGGAAGUGUUUUAGAAGCUGCAAAUGUUUAAGGGUGUGAGAGUGGUGGAGUUGUUCCAAGAUUUAUCUCUUGUGCAGAUUGUGCUGAAGCCUCUAAGAUAUGUAUGUAACUAUGAAUAUUCUGCACAUUUUGCUCUCACCAUUCUAUGAUACUCUAAAGACUCCAGUUUAUAAUGACCAUGGUAUUUCUGCAAAAGAGUGCGUUAUACGAAAAAAAUUUAGAGGGCUGUCACAGGAGGUAUUUAAAUAGAGUUUAUGGAGACCCUGCAUGGAUUGGCUUCGAGUACCACAUUUUAAUCAGUGUAUAUUACUUCUGUGCUUGUAACUUGUACCAUAAUGUACUGUGUAACUGAAAACGAAAAUCUUACUACAAAAAAGGGUAAAUUAUCCUUGCAUUAAUAGUCAAAUGAAAUUAUAUUGACUAUUAUUUUGAUUAUUUGAUUUGUAAUAUACUAAUGUAUUUGUAUAAUUUAUCAGAUUUGUUGU
This is a messenger RNA of Arachis duranensis, 2457 nucleotides long. Its product is annotated as calcium-dependent protein kinase 28. Gene Ontology annotation, biological process: intracellular signal transduction; peptidyl-serine phosphorylation; protein autophosphorylation. Gene Ontology annotation, molecular function: calcium-dependent protein serine/threonine kinase activity; calcium ion binding; calmodulin binding. Lineage: Eukaryota; Viridiplantae; Streptophyta; Magnoliopsida; Fabales; Fabaceae. The record is from RefSeq and is a predicted model, not a curated record. Gene Ontology annotation, cellular component: cytoplasm; nucleus. Bases 255 to 1970 code for a protein of 571 amino acids. The transcript has 12 exons.